UUUCGGUUGUCAUCAUACCACAAACAACCAAUAAAUAAAACUUUGGAAAAGGAUAUUAUUUUAUCACAUUUAUCACAUUCUUCCAAAUCAAAUUCUCAAUCAGCCAGCUGACUGAUAACAAUUUAAUUGACAAUUCAAAAUCAGUUGGAUCUACAAAAUCCCAGUCACAUCCGCGUCCUUCACCAUUACAAUCGAUCGACUGAAUUGCAAUGUCUCAACAACGAUCAAGUGAUUUCGAUAAAUUGGAUAUUGAUCGUCCACGUUCAACAUCAUCCAUCGCCUUCUUAUCAUCAUCGUCAUUUGACAGAAAAUAUGUAAACUACGAAUCCAUGGAAUUGCAAGCACAAGUUCGACGUCUUGAAUUGGAACGUGAUAACUUAAUUAAUUUAUUACGAUUAAGCAAAAUGCAUCAUCGUGAAGAACUACUAAUUAUGAAGCAAAUUUCAAAAACUAAACUGGAUUUACUGAAAGAAAGUGCACACUAUAAGGAGAGACUUCUUAGAGAUGAGAUUGACGACCUUGAAGCACGGAAUUAUGAACGAAUAAUUGAAAUCAAUCAACGUGCUCAAGCAGAUAUUGAUUCAAUGAAACAGACAAUAACAUUGGAACGUCAAUCAUUACAUGAAAAACUGAAUCAACUCAGUAUUGACAAAAGUCAAUUAGAAGAAACUAGACAAGAAUUAGAAAUUGUGAGACAUGAUCUUAUUCGCGGAGAGGUAUUCUUAGCAGAACGCGAACAAUACUUGGAUGAAAGAGAAAAUGAUUUAAACAAACGUGAUAAAGUAGCAAAUAAAAUAAUCAAACUUUUACACGAAUCUGGAACCCAACAUCAUCGUAUACAUGAUGAACAAAUUGAACUGUUCUCUGAAUUAGAAGCAGAAUAUCACAAGUUGCACACAGCAGAAAAACAACUAUUUCUCGAGAAACGACGAUUAGCACAACAAACGGAAAAUUUGGUUACAUAUAAAUUGGAGGCAGACGACAAUGGUUUACGACAAUCCACAUGUUUACAUUGUCGUAUACCAAUUAGAGAGUGUAGUUCUUUAUAUGAUCUACACCGUGAAUUGGAGAAUGAUGAUGAUAAUACAGUUAACGAACAAACUCGAAAUCAAAUAAACAAUACGAAUGGAAAUAGAAAAGCAAUAAACAACGACGCAUGGACUGAUCUUCCACAGUUGCGAACAUCUCGAAAUCGUGGAUCUUAUCAUCUAGCCCGUCAUGAAGAAACAAAACGAAACAGUUUUUUGAAUAAUUUGAAACAGUAUUUACACAUUCUGAGACUACGUUACAGGAAACACCACAAAACGGGAAUAGUUCACAGCUAGUUAGAUGCAAUAUAAAAUUAAUAUGGUGAAGUGAACAAACUGUUUCUCCUUCAGACUCACUCGCUCUCGCACUCCCCCUCUGCUCUAACUGUAUUUCAUUUCACUUGUCUGUUCACCUAUCGACUUUCAUAGGAGACUCAUUUAUUUCCCUCACUUAUUAUCUCAUGUUUCUAUCUCGGUUUUACCAAAAAUCUAUCUGUUUUUCUCGUUUCAUGUAAAAUUAUGACUGUCACCAUAUACUCACUCUGAAUACAUGUAUAUAUUGAUGAUGCUGAUAAUAACAGUGUUCGUGCGAAU
Molecule: messenger RNA, 1622 nt
Organism: Schistosoma turkestanicum
Lineage: Eukaryota; Metazoa; Platyhelminthes; Trematoda; Strigeidida; Schistosomatidae
Source: the annotation of a GenBank genome assembly